Messenger RNA from Cherax quadricarinatus, 4300 nucleotides. NCBI's taxonomy places the organism in Eukaryota, Metazoa, Arthropoda, Malacostraca, Decapoda, Parastacidae. The record is from RefSeq and is a predicted model, not a curated record.
GUGUGUGUGCGCAGCGGGACGGCGCAGGCAGACAUUACUGCCCUACACUCCACCUGAGCUCCACCUCCGCUAAUUGUACCCAAAUUCACCGCUAAGUGCCCUCUCCCAGCCUCCACUCCCACACCCAACCCACACUGGAUUACUAAAGAUGAUUUUAAACGCCACGUUAGCAUUAUGAGAUGGAGGGUACAUAAACUGAGAUGAUGAGAAAGACGGCCAAAUCUCGGUCUACUGAAAGCUCUGCUGCAGCCGAGCGUUUAGCUGACUACAAAGGAGAUUUUGGCAGUGCAGGUGGGUGCUCAGCUGGGGAGGAUCAGGGUGGAGGUGGGUGCUGCAGCAGUGGCGGUGGAGGUAGCAAUACUGACAACCCUCCAGUCUCCAGCCCAUCUACCGCCAACAGUGGUGGUGGCUGUGGUGGAACUGGCACACAGCUUAGUUCACAAAAGGAGGGAUCUCAGCACACGCAACCUACCACUGCCAUCCAGCACACUUCCUCAGCCCCUGCAGCAAAAGACCUCAGCAUAAAGGGCAUGAAGGAAAAAAAGGCUUCCACAAACUCGUUGGGGUCUGGGGACAGCAGCCAUGUAAAAGUUGUGCGGGUUAUUGUUGAUGACUCCAAGCCCAAGCCUACGACUAAGAAGAACAAGCCCAUACAAGCUGAUUUGGAUGUUUCUAAGGAAUUCAACAGGUGCAAGGAUGAUGGAGCCCAGCGUUUGGACCUCAGCAACUCGAGCAUCAGUCACUUACCAUCAUCAGUGCAGAACCUCACACACCUGGUCGAGUUUUAUUUAUACAGUAACAAACUGGUCACAUUGCCUCCUGAAAUUGGGCAUUUGGUAAAUCUACAAACCCUUGGCUUGUCAGAGAACUCCCUCACAUCUUUACCAGAUACCUUAGCUAAGUUGGAGAAGUUACGAGUUCUUGACUUGCGUCACAACAAGCUGAAUGAGAUCCCUGAUGUGGUGUAUAAGCUGACAUCUCUCACCACACUGUUUCUCAGGUUCAACAGGAUCAAAGUUGUUGGAGAAGACAUCAGGAACCUCAAAGUAUGUACUAUUUACUUAUUUUGUUGUUGCAGGUAUAAUCAGUUGACUGCUGUCCCUCGAUCACUUAGCAAGUGCAUCAACCUUGAUGAAUUUAAUGUUGAGGGUAACCAGAUUUCCCAGCUUCCAGAGGGCCUCCUUAGUUCUCUUUCUAAUCUUUCAUCCCUCACUCUAUCACGAAAUGCCUUCAACUCAUAUCCAGUUGGAGGGCCAUCUCAGUUCACUAAUGUUCAUUCUAUUAACCUGGAGCACAACCUUGUUGACAAGAUACCAUACGGUAUCUUUUCCAGAGCCAAGUACCUUACCAAGCUCAACAUGAAUUAUAAUAAGCUCACCUCUCUUCCACUUGAUAUUGGGUCAUGGAUGAACAUGGUGGAACUUAAUUUAGGCACGAAUUAUCUGACCAAAGUACCCGAUGAUAUAUCACAUUUACAGAACUUAGAGGUUCUUAUACUAUCAAACAAUCAUCUCAAGAAAAUUCCCUCAAGUAUAGGCAACUUAAGGAAGCUUCGGGUGCUGGAUCUUGAAGAAAACCGCCUGGAAGGGCUUCCUCCUGAGAUUGGUUUUCUCAAAGACCUUCAAAAGCUUAUAGUCCAGUCCAAUCAAUUAUCAGUUCUACCACGAGCAAUUGGACAUUUGAUGAAUCUGACUUAUCUUAGUGUAGGAGAGAACAACUUGAGCUACCUUCCAGAGGAGAUUGGAACACUGGAAUCCUUGGAAACACUUUACAUCAAUGACAAUCCACUACUGCACAACCUGCCCUUCGAAUUGGCUCUCUGCACAAACCUGCAGAUAAUGUCUAUUGAGAAUUGCCCUCUAAGUCAGAUACCUCCUGAGAUUGUGGCUGGUGGCCCAUCUCUUGUUAUCCAGUUUUUGAAGAUGCAGGGUCCAUACCGCACAAUGUGAGGAAACUGUCUCCUAUUGACAUUAUAAACAGAAGUAAGAAAGCAUGCAUCAUGACGAGCAGCUUUUACAGUGGCUGCUGUUUCUGGGAACUGCUUCAACUUACUGCAGCGCCUAGGUUGUUCCUGCUACUACUCCUGCACCCAAAAUUCUAAUUGCUGCUUGUGAUUCUGGGUGGUCCAGUAGCUGGAUAUCCAUGUUGUUUCCCAGUGUGGCACUACGAAAGGUUAACAGGCUGCCUGCGAGUAUGGUGCCUGCAGGCCACCUGUGUCAUUGGGUGACGUAAGAGAAAACAUUGGAUAUGUGUUAGGGAUUCAGGCUUCCCUGUAAAAUGUGAUAUUGUGCUUUUCUUGUUAGAUUUAAGUGUGUGGCCAGGCCAGUGGAGAAAUUGGUAGUAAUGUGUACCUGGCCUUGGUGUGGUGGUGCGCAAUAUGACAAGCGUGGUAAUGGGCUGUGGUGGUGUUUGAAGGAGGCCCUAAUUACCCAUCUUGGCUAAGGUGCAAAGUACAUACAAUACUGUAUCUAUUAAAAAGUAUAUAAAAGCAUUAAAACAAAAUGUAAGAGAAUGACCACCACCUGUCCAUUCUGGCUAAGUUUAAUGGUAGUUUCUGGUGUUACAAGUAGGAAAUUAUAUAAACUCCAACACUACUAGCUACCUAUCCUGGCCAUGAUGUGUGGUGUAUGGUCAAACAAGCAUGGUAUGGGGCAGCUGCAGUGUGAGGAAGAGGCUCCCCCAAUUCACCACUGAUGGUAGCAACCUGAGAGGAAAAAGUGCUUGUGCUCAUUGUCAAAUGUUGAUUGUGCAUGUAUGGCUGUGCAUGCACAGUGUGACAAAGUGAGGUAGCCCUGGUGGUGUGGCUCUGGUCUCCCCCCUAUACAAUGCCAUUCACUGACUAUCAGUUGGUAGUCAUGUGUGACUUCUCCCCCAGCUCCACAUUGACUACCAGAUAGUUACUGGAUGAUGUUGAAGCAGUGCCAGCCACUGGGCCCACCUUCAUUCUGUGCUGCUUUUGUGUGAGUGUCCUUGUGUAUAUAUGUAACAUAAGCCUGCUAUUAGGUUGCUUCAAACCAAUGCUGAUUUAUCCUCUCACGACACUGCUGCACCCCAAACCAUUGCUUUGGUGUGUGUCUGAGAGCGUGUGUGUCUGUCUGUCUUUUCAUAUGUACAGUAUAUUGUAGUGAGUGUUAACUGUCACAGAAAUUACACAAAAAUUGUGUGGAUGUGAAUAUCAGUAUUUUCUAGAAAGGCCUGAUUUGCUUUGCCAUGUAAAUAUUUGCUUUUAACUAACUCAGUCCAGGAAUAAUAUGUGAAAGUGGAAAAAAUCUAUCAUACUUUGCUUCCUGUGCCAAGCUAAGGCUUCUUUUUUUCUAUUUAUAUAACUUUUUAAAAAAUCUCUUUUAGUUAUUUUUGAAGCCAUGAGACUAAGUUUGGUGGCGACAAUGGACCAGUGUGUCUUGUGGUGGACAGUGAAAUUGUCUUUGUUUGAUAUAUCCAUACCAUGUAGUGGAUGUAUUAAAUAAGGUGUUCAACUGCAAAUGUUUUGAUUACCGUAGGUGGAUGACGUCUGAGGCACCUGUCUUGGAAUUUUAUCACCCACAUUACCCCCCACCAGUAGAAAAGGACUCAACACUUUGCAAGGAAGGUCAAAACACAUUCAUGUAAUAUUUCUACAAACCCCCAUUUCCCCUAGAGGCUCAUUGGUGCUCUACAACUGGAGCCUCAUUCCUCUCUGAUUUAUAAAAGGUGGAUGCAUAUAUCCUAAAAGAAAAAUGUGAUUGUGUAAUGCUACACAGUAAUCUUCAAAAAUAAUCCCAGAUGGAUUAUAUGUGGUCAUAGUGUUAUGCAAGUUAUUAAUGACACCCUUUGGAGCAACAAAGACAUGAUUAUGGUAUGUGGUGCAAGGCUAUGUGGGCAUUACGCCAGAUGAUGAAGUUAAAAACAUGGUUACAUAUGUUUGGAAAUGGAGCUCUUUGAAUCUAGUAGAUGGCCAGCUGACAUGCCUUUGCACUCUUAGUUGGCUUGAACUGGACAAUGUUGUACACUACAGUGUUCAAGUUGCUGCUUUGAAGAUUGAUAUUUCAUCUUCAAGAACUGCAAGGCAGUUAGGUUUUAGUGUACUUCAGUGAUUACUGCUGCAAACUCCUUGAAGCAGCUGUGAAAAAUAACCUAGUCAGUGUCCCGUGGGAUGUUGUGCCUGUAGGCUGGUCUGUCGUUGGUCUAAGACACCUCCCACACCAUCCAUUGCUUUGUAGCCUCAAAACCCCACAGAAAUAACCAAUGCUUAUUACUCAAAUGGACAUGCUGUGUAUCAGUCGCCUCUCAAAAAUGUUACUCAAUAAACCUGUAGGUGAAA